CGGGGAGCCGCCCGGCGGGGCGCUUAUAGCGGGCGGGCGGGCGGCGGGCGGCGGCGCCAUCAGCAGCAUGGAGGGAGGGCGGCAGGUGGCCAACUUCGGGGCCGGGCCGGCCAAGCUGCCGCGAUCCGUACUGCUGGCAGCACAGAAAGAACUGGUGGACUACAAAGGCCUUGGCAUUAGUGUUCUUGAAAUGAGCCAUCGAACUGCAGAUUUCACAAAAAUUUUAAAUACAGCUGAAAAUCUCUUGCGUGAAUUGCUAAAUAUACCAGAAAACUACAAAGUUAUUUUCCUCCAAGGAGGUGGAUCUGGUCAGUUCAGUGCAGUCCCACUUAACCUUAUUGGCUUAAAGGAGGGAAGACAUGCGGAUUAUGUGGUUACUGGAGCUUGGUCAGCAAAAGCAGCUAAAGAAGCAGAGAAGUAUGCCAAAGUGAAUAUUGUUCAUCCGAAGCUAUCAACCUACACAAACAUUCCAGACCCAAGCACUUGGAAUCUCAAUCCAGAUGCAUCUUAUGUCUAUUACUGUGCUAAUGAAACAGUUCAUGGUGUGGAGUUUGACUUUGUACCCGAUGUCAAAGGUGCAGUUUUGGUUUGUGAUAUGUCAUCAAAUUUCCUGUCAAGACCCGUGGAUGUUUCCAAGUUUGGUGUGAUUUUUGCUGGUGCUCAGAAGAAUGUUGGCUGUGCUGGAGUUACUGUUGUAAUAGUACGUGAGGACUUGCUGGGAUUUGCACUGAAGGAAUGCCCGGUAGUACUGGAUUACAAAACACAAGCAGCGAAUGGCUCUUUGUAUAACACUCCACCAUGCUACAGUAUCUACAUCAUGGGGCUGGUACUGGAAUGGAUAAAGAAUAAUGGUGGAGCUGCAGCCAUGGAUAAACUUAGUUUAAUCAAAUCACGAAUGAUUUAUGAUAUCAUAGACAAAUCUAAUGGAUUCUAUGUAUGUCCAGUGGAGAAGAAGAACCGAAGCAGAAUGAAUGUCCCCUUUCGCAUUGGCAAUAUCAAGGGCGAUGAAGCCCUGGAAAAGAAGUUCCUUGAGAAAGCUGUGGAACUUAACAUGUUAUCCCUGAAAGGACAUAGAUCUGUGGGAGGAAUCCGUGCCUCUUUAUAUAAUGCAGUGACUGUGGAAGAUGUUCAGAAGCUUGCAACAUUCAUGAGAAGCUUCAUGCAGAUGCAUCAGUCAUAAAUGCUCAUGGGUUAGAGCCAUGCUGCACAUCUGUGAAAUGAAAGUUAAAGGGUUUUAAAAUUACUGUGGUUCUGCACAGCUGUAGCGCACAAGUUAUAUUUUCUUUUAGUUUCAGUAGCUAUUUUAGUUAACAAUACGGGAUUUAGGCCCAAUCUUGCAAGGGUUUGGCAGCUUUGGCUUGUCUCCAAAGGUGGGGAUCCCAGACCGAUCAAGAUUGGAACCAAAAUUUGCAAAGCAAUAUUCUUAACAUGUAGUUAGCCAUGAGUAACGUUGUAAGAUGCUAUGAAUCUCAUUCUGACCUUAGAUAUGCCACUGUACUACUUAGUUGAAAUCAGCCACUCUUUGAUUAUACAUAUACCUGGAAUAGGAAUUCACACUACAAUUUGAAUUGAGGAAGAACUCACCUAUUACUUGUUUCUAGUUACAAUGACUUCUUCAAAGAUACCUUGUUCUGAGUAAACUUCCGAAGGCAAGAUGUCUCAUAAGCUUUCAGUAGAGCUUUAUAAAUGAUUUUACUAUAUGACUGCACAGUAAGUGUUGAACUAAUGUUAAGUGUUCUCUAAGGAUAUCUAGUUGGCUUAUCAAAUAUAUCUCAAUGGUAUACCACUAGUAGUUUUUGGGAGUUAAUACCUAUUUUCCUAACUUAAGGCCAUUACCUUCAGACCUUUGCUCCCAUGUGAUAAGUGCUAUUAUGAUAGUCCUGUGUAAUACACACUAGUUAAGUCUGUAGCACUGGGCUUCUUCUGGUAUUACCAUUUAUUGGUUGAAAGCUAAGAUGCAUGAAUCUAUAAUCAAAACAAUUUCUGAGACGUUGCUUAUUUCUCUAUGCAUUUUAUAGUUUGAACUUUUUUAGGUUAUUAAUUUUAUAUUCUGUGGAGUGUACAUAUUUGAUGCUCCUACCAAAACCCUGAUGUUCUAAGGUAUUAACCUUGUGCCAAACUGGAUUGUUGAAUUCCACUCAAUGUGGCUUUAUCUGCACCAACUUCCUAGUCCAAAAUGCACCAAACUUUCUUGUCUGGUGGUGCUUAAAUAUCUUUCCCCUCUAACUGCUCCAGUGUUUUCUUAGCCUCCUCACCGAUCAGUUCUGUCACCUUUUGUAUGUUGGGCUCUGCACAAGUACUGUAAGUGAAAGUCUCAACUUCUCUACCUGUUCCUGACACUACAUUACACGGUCCAAUUUUCUCACUUGGGCCUUGUGGCUUAUUCCAGACUUUGAUACUCUGGAGUAAGGAAGAAACUGUGGUUAUGCAAAGAUCUUCAGAAGGUCUUUUAUUGUAAUACCUUUCAUGGGUUACUUUUCCUUCUUCACCUGUGAAUUUGUUGCCAAUUAUUGUAUAUUGGUACUAGCUUCUUAUUAUAAAUGACAUAAAGCUGGUAUCACAAGGUUUAGCAUUACUGCAACUGGUUUCAUACUGCAAACUCUUGAUAAAGAAUUAAGUCUUUUUUUUUUUUUAAUGUCAGUACAGUGGUAACAAUUCAAUGGUAAUGAUGGACUGCUUCUUUCCUUGUGGAACCUUGCGACAAGUUAGUGGAGCUGCACAAGGGGUGAAUUACUUUCCUAUUUGAAAAGUCAUUAUUUUAUGACUGCUGUUAGGAGAUUUUUUUUGUCAAUUUAAUGUAAUUCACAGUAAUUAAAUGAAUUGGGUCAAGACAAUAAAACUUGUCACAGCAUGCUGUGAAGUACCAA
Molecule: messenger RNA, 2867 nt
Organism: Anas platyrhynchos (mallard)
Lineage: Eukaryota; Metazoa; Chordata; Aves; Anseriformes; Anatidae
Gene: PSAT1
Product: phosphoserine aminotransferase 1
Biological process (GO): L-serine biosynthetic process
Cellular component (GO): cytoplasm
Molecular function (GO): pyridoxal phosphate binding; O-phospho-L-serine:2-oxoglutarate transaminase activity
Source: RefSeq, a predicted model, not a curated record